AUGACGCUAGGUGGCGUGCGAGCAACCAGGCGACUGCUUUCGCGAAUAGCCAUGGCAGACACGGAGCCUAAUGCGCAACAGCCGCCCGCCCUGGUGUGCCCGGAGGAAGCGCCACUGUUAAACCAAGACACACUUAACCCGCUUGCCGCAGACACUUCUCUCGCUGACGACGAUGAACCAACCGACAGCCAUGCGCUCGCGAACCAAACUGCCGUCAACGCCGAUCGAUUCGGAGUCAAUCGCCGCAACUCCAACUACAAAGAGGUGUUGGACCUAGGAUGGAACGAAGAGGACAAAACUCGGCUUCAGCCUAUUGUCCAGGGUAUCGAGAAUGAGGAGCUAUGGGCACUGGUGCGCCGUUUCAACAAGCAAGCCUUCAAGGUGCGAACAGUUGAGCAGCCGCCGCUCGCCAACCUCGACAUGAACAUUGCAGACGAGGAGGAGUUCUCGCCGGAAAAGCUGCGCGCGCAUCUGGAGCGAUGCUACGUCUCGGUUGUGGUGCCUGUCUGCGCUGCGUGGAACCAUGUUGUCCGAUUGCGUUCUUGGAACGAGCGCGAUCGUACACUGUCGUUUCUUGCAGUUUACCUUUGCGCUUGGUUACUGGAUCUUCUCGUUCCCACGACGGUGUUAUUUUUCAUCAUCUUGAUUCUGGCGCCCAGAGCACGAAAAGUCGCUUUUCCAACGGCGCCGAUCUCUCUCAUUGAUUCCGGAACCGGCAAUUUGCAGACACCAGCGGCAGGAGUCGCCGCUACGGAUGACACCUUGACAGGUGCACCAGAAAAGGUUCAAGGCGAGGCUGUUGAACAAGAGGCUCACCAUUUUGUCAAUACACUUGGCUCGGUCGCUCUCAGCACUACGAUCGGAGGCCCUUCGCAGGAUGACGAGGACGAUACUGGUACGGCGCCAGGCGCCGAUAAAUUGAUUGAAAAGGUUUCGGAAGCGAAAGCGAGUGCUGCAGAGGGCGAUGCCGGCAAAGCCCACGAUGCGACACGGCAGCCCGCCUCAAAAAUGGUCUGGCAGCGCACCAAACCUUUUAUGCACGCAAUCACUGAUCUUGCCGACACAUGGGAACGUUUCGCAAAUGCACUGAAUGCGACGCCUCCUUUUCCCAAAUCGCGCCCUAGAAUCAAACUUGCUGCACCUUUGCUGCCCAUUGUCGUGGCAUCGUAUUUUACCACGCCUUACAUGCUCACGAAAAUUUCUGGACUCGUGCUUGGAUUUCUGCUCUUCGCCAAACCAUUGCUGGAUCGUGCAGUUAAGGUGCUAGGAAGGACCUAUCCGCGAUGGCAGCGUUUUGUCGAACUGCGACACUCGGUUCUGAAAGGCGUACCGACGAAUGCGCAGGUCACCAUCACGCUUCUUCGGAUUGGCGAGAAGAACAAGGCGCCUAUUCCCGCUCCGCCGGAUCCGGAUGCGGUAGCUGGCAAACAAAACCCCCAUCUCAAAGAAUCGGGGGACUACGAUGGCUCUUCGAGCGAAGAUGCUAUCUCGCAAGGCCCAGACAGCACCACCAACCAGCAAGUCAGAAAGCGACCAGGCAAGGGACGCAGAGCUCUGGAAAUGCUGAAAGGCACUGUCAAAGGCGGCGUCACGACAGCUUUGGUAGCCGAUCGCGUCAAGGCAUUUGCUGGCGCACACCACGCCAAGGAAAGAGUAGGAGUCGUCAAUGACAGCGCCGAAACUCCUCCUGUCGGCCCCGUGCGUUUCGAAGCCCGCUACAAGGGAAAAAAGGGCUUCGCGUACGUGACGGAGACGGCGACGACACCGGCGCUCAGCUGGUCGCAGGGCGACGACGCCGCUGCAACUCCGUCCUGGACGAUCUUAGUGUCGGACAUUAAAGCACUUAAAAAGGUCGGGGGCUUUGCCUGGCCGAGCAAAAUGGUUAUCGGGUGGUCGCUGCAGAAGCAGAUUGUGGAUGGAUUGGUGAUUGAGACGGAGAAAGGGGCCGAGUACCACUUGACGGCGGUCUUGAUCAGGGAUGAGAUUUUCAAUCGGCUUAUUGCCUUGGGUGACCAGAUGUGGCAGUUGGAAUAG
Akanthomyces muscarius is the source of this 2034-nucleotide messenger RNA. RefSeq lists its product as uncharacterized. The record is from RefSeq and is a predicted model, not a curated record. The transcript has 4 exons. NCBI's taxonomy places the organism in Eukaryota, Fungi, Ascomycota, Sordariomycetes, Hypocreales, Cordycipitaceae. Bases 1 to 2034 code for a protein of 677 amino acids.